Messenger RNA from Gossypium raimondii (Peruvian cotton), 2864 nucleotides. Its product is annotated as probable methyltransferase PMT5. Gene Ontology annotation, cellular component: cytoplasm. Lineage: Eukaryota; Viridiplantae; Streptophyta; Magnoliopsida; Malvales; Malvaceae. Gene Ontology annotation, molecular function: methyltransferase activity. The record is from RefSeq and is a predicted model, not a curated record. The transcript has 10 exons. The coding region runs from base 640 to 2499 and encodes 619 amino acids.
UUGUCAUUAUGAUUUCUGGUCAUUAUUUGUCGUUUUUAAAAUAAAAAUGGGAGCUUUGGAUCUGAUUAUCUUAUUAACCAUUCCUCUCUUUCGCUCCGUAGCUCUCUACAAUUGUCAAUUUCGAAUUUUGAUUCUCCACCGGUUGAUGCGAUUGGCUGCUCACUUGUUGGAAACUGAGGAAUUGACAUUACUCAAAAUUGAGCUAAGAUCGGCUCUGUUUGGAUUAUGUUAAAAGUGUAUACUGCUGUAAAGUUUGGUUUCGUUUUGGACCAAGAAUUGUGUAAUUCUCUUCUCUACAGUUCGAUUUUGGAAUGAACUAUUGAUCCUUAAUAAAGAAUUGAAAUUCAGCUUGAUUUUUGUAGUUUUUCUUAGUACUGAUUACGGUGGAUUUAGAGUGAACUUGGGUAUUUUCCACUAUCGUUUUAUCUGUUACUUGUGAUGACUGGGGAAAGAUCCGUGCGGGCAGGAGUGUAGAGGAGGUGGUUUCAAUGCUUAUUGGACUUGUCCCCGCACAUGAUUACUUAUAUAGAAGCUUAUAUGUGAUAAUAGGUUACGGUUUUUGUGGUCCUUGUAGAUUUAAUCUAAAGGAAUUGGUUAUUUAGUGGUUUUCCCAAACCUCAAUUCUUUAAAGCUUUGGACAUGAGAAGCCCUUUGCUCAAUAAACUUUCUCUUAUUUGCGGCCGUAGACUGCCAGUCAGUUGGUUGGUAUUGUGCUUCACUAGCGUGCUUGUGCUGAUUGCAGUCUUUGGAUCAUCGUUUCCUAAGUCAUUUGACUAUGUAACUGUCACUCCAGUCCCAGAGAUUUAUUCAAACUAUAGAAGGUUAAAGGAGCAAACCGCAGUUGACUAUUUUGAGCUGAGAACUGUCUCGUCUGGAGCUGGUCGCCAAGGGGAGCUUGGCUUAUGCGGCAAAGAAAGAGAAAAUUAUGUUCCUUGUUACAAUGUAACUGCAAAUGUAUUAUUAGGGUUUAAAGAUGGAGAGGAGUUUGAUCGGCAUUGUGAAGUAUCAAGCCAAGGAAAGUUUUGUUUAGUUCGCCCUCCGAAGGAUUAUAAGAUUCCACUCCGUUGGCCAGCUGGUAGGGAUGUAAUAUGGACUGGAAAUGUGAAGAUAACCAAAGACCAAUUCCUUUCUUCUGGAAGCAUAACAAAAAGAAUGAUGUUGCUCGAAGAGAAUCAAAUUGCUUUUCACUCUCAGGACGGCUUAAUCUUUGAUGGUGUCAAAGAUUAUUCUCGCCAGAUUGCAGAGAUGAUGGGACUGGGAAGUGACUCUGAAUUUUUUCAAGCUGGUGUACGCACUGUUCUUGAUAUUGGUUGUGGAUUUGGAAGUUUUGGAGCUCAUUUAGUUUCACUAAAGUUGACGGCUCUUUGUGUUGCUGCAUAUGAGGCAACCGGAAGCCAAGUUCAAAUAGCUCUUGAGAGAGGUCUUCCAGCAAUGAUUGGCAAUUUCAUAUCGAGACAACUACCAUAUCCAUCAUUGUCAUUUGACAUGGUUCAUUGUGCUCAGUGCGGUAUUGUUUGGGACAAGAAAGAGGGGAUGUUUCUUAUAGAAUUUGAUCGGUUACUCAAGCCUGGAGGUUAUUUUGUUAUAACCUCACCUAUAAGUAAGCCACCUGGGCGUGCAACAAGUUCGAAGAAAAGAAGCAUGUUAACCCCACUGGCACAAUUCACUGAAAAGAUUUGUUGGAGUCUUAUUGCGCAACAAGAUGAGACAUUCAUCUGGCAGAAAACUGCUGAUGCUCAUUGCUAUUCUUCUCUCAAGAAAAAUGAAGUACCCCUAUGCAAACAAGGAUAUGAUACUCCCUAUUAUCAAACCAUGAUGCCAUGUAUUAUUGGAGCUUCCAGCAAACGCUGGAUUCCUAUUCAGAACAAGUCUUCUAGCCCAGAUUUGAGCUCUGUGGAGCUUGAAGUUCAUGGUGUCAGUCCAGAAGAUUUCUUUGAAGACUUGCAAGUUUGGAAAUUAGCUUUAAAAAACUAUUGGUCUUUGCUUACACCAUUAAUUUUCUCUGACCAUCCCAAGAGGCCAGGCGAUGAAGACCCAUUGCCUCCAUUUAAUAUGGCACGCAAUGUGAUGGACAUGAAUGCUCAUUAUGGGGGUUUAAAUGCUGCAUUCCUGGAGGAAAUGAAAUCAGUGUGGGUGAUGAAUGUUGUACCCGUUAGGGCACGCAAUACACUUCCUCUCAUUCUUGACCGAGGCUUUCCUGGUGUUUUUCAUGACUGGUGUGAACCCUUCCCAACAUAUCCUCGAACAUACGACUUGCUUCAUGCGAAUGGGCUCCUCUCACAUCUUACUUCAGAGAGGUGUAGUUUGGUGGAGUUAUUUGUAGAGAUGGAUCGAAUUCUCCGCCCUGAGGGCUGGGUUGUUCUCUCUGAUAAACUAGGAGCUAUAGAACUAGCACGUGCACAUGCUACACAAGUAAGAUGGGAUGCAAGGGUGAUUGAUGUUCAGAAUGGUAAUGAUCAGCGGCUGCUUGUUUGUCAGAAACCGUUUGUGAAAAAAUGAUUGAUGUAGCACCAGAAGGUCUCAGGACCAGGGCUGUCAAAUUUGUUUUUGAACGGAGGAUGAUGUAUGGGCAGCAUUGGGGAUGCAAGAAACGCUGAAGAAUGAGCAUGGUGGGAGGGGAGGGCUGUUAGUGUAGAUCAGAAAUGGUUUGUUGAAGUAGGUCCAAGUUUUUUACAGUUUCCUUUUACCUUUUCUUUUCAUGCAAGGCAUUUGUAGCAAUUCAUCAUUCUUUCAUUCUUCUUUUUAACUUACCUUAACAGGUUUGAGUUUGUUUAUUUCUAUAUUAUUUGAUAUUUGAACUCAUUGUAUUUAACCAUCAUUGCUUUGCAAUGCCCUCGAAAUGUCAUAAUUACAAAUAUAUCAAA